Molecule: messenger RNA, 1550 nt
Organism: Amblyraja radiata (thorny skate)
Lineage: Eukaryota; Metazoa; Chordata; Chondrichthyes; Rajiformes; Rajidae
Product: C-reactive protein-like
Exons: 3
Coding region: 60-740 (226 amino acids)
Source: RefSeq, a predicted model, not a curated record
GUAUUGGACCCCCCUGAGGUGAAACCGGCUUGUUGGAGACGGACACAGUUGGAGACAGGAUGAAGCCCUUCGCAACAAUUGUGCUUGUGAUGUGCAUUUACCUGUCAGGAUCGGACAGUGCAGGAUUGUAUGAAAAAUCAGUGAUAUUCCCAACCGAGACAGACAACAGCUUCGUCAGGUUGAAUGCGCCCCACUUCACCAGUUUGACCGCGUUUACUGUCUGUUUCAGGGCAGCCACUGAAGCAACUCGCUCUUACAGUUUGCUCUCCUACGCAACAAGCGCUUCCUACAACGAACUCCUGAUUUGGCAAGAAAAUAAAACAGAACUCUGGUUGUAUUUAGGAAGUUAUGUAGAUAGGUUUUACGUCCCAGAAAUGAAUUCUUUACUGAGACACAUCUGUGUGAGCUGGGAGUCUAAAGGGGGUGAGAUAACAGUCUGGGUCAAUGGGAGACGCAGUGUACGGAAGGUUGGUGGAAAGGGUCGGGUUGUGAGAGGGUCUGGUCAGUUUUUGCUUGGUCAGGAGCAAGACUCAGUUGGUGGAAGUUUUGACAUCAAACAAUCAUUUGUCGGAGAGAUAACUGAUGUUAAUAUGUGGGAUCGUGUUCUGAAACCCAAUGAGAUUGAGUUGAUCAGUCAGGGGUGUUACAGUGAUGGAGGGAACAUCAUUGACUGGGGAUCUACAACAUUUACAACAGGAGGGAACGUCAUAAUUAAAGAUAAUAAUUACUGUACAUUUUAAAUGUUUUGGCUCCAAAAAGCAUUUAAAUGUGCAGAGGGGAACACAAUCUCCUCAAACUACUGUAGCUGAAUAUAACCUUGCAUUGCGAUCUUUCCUCUCUAAACCAGAUCAGUAGUAAAAGUAGUGGUGUUGAUUCCAGAAUAAAGGGCUGUUCACGUCGGGGUAAGGGAUAACUCACUGUCCGUCCAGUUUCUCAUUACCCUCACCGACAGGGUAAUGGCUUCAAACUCAGUACACAAGAGUCUCGGCCAUUCUCCGUCACACAUUGAGAGAGGGAUGGGGAGCGGGGAACCAUGUUGGAUGUCUACAGGGAUCAGCAGGGUGUAAACCCCAGGGCACUGCCCCACACACUGACCCUUGACUGAAGCCCAGGGACUGCUCAGAACAGACAAGUCCGCCCUCUUUAACCAGACUCCCCUCCUCAUCCAUUCUGCUGGAGCCCGUCCUCAAAUCCCACCGGGAACAGUUGGGCAUCCCAGUUAAAAGGUGCCGCAGUACAGAGUGGUGUCCAGAGCAUUUGGUGCCAUCUCUCUGACACACACAUGUAGACAAGAAAGCGUCAGGGGCACGGGGGUGGUGGUGAUGGGCAGACACGGACUGUGGGAAAGUCCCUGUGGUUGAGGCUGAUCCUGUCUUGAUUUAGAUUGUGCUGAUUGGAAUUCUUACUGUCUCUCUCUGUAUUACCCUCUUGAUUUCACAUUGUUUGUUACACCAAGGUUUGGAAAGCUCACAAUGUGUUCUGUGCUUCCAGUGAUUGUGAUUGAACUGUAACAUUGCAGUUUCAUCAGCUUAAUAAACGAGCAUCAAAAC